CCUUCCCUGAAAAGUACUAGACAGUUCAUCAUUCAAUGGGUAUCAUCACGUGGACGCUGUUGGCGGUUGCGCUUGGCCAUGUGGCCACCGGAAGUGGUGCCGCCGAAGAUGGGACCGGAACUGCCCUUACGGAUUCCGGUAGACCGAAGUGCUCCUUUGAGGAACUUUGGGAUGCGGUCGAGGAAUUUCUGGAACAAAUCAAAGAUAUGUUCGGUUCCGGGGAAAUUUCGGUUGAUCUUGGUGAUUUGAUGGAAGAUUUGAACGAUUAUCUGGAGCAACUCACGGGAAAAUCUAACAAGAUGGAGGCCGCCGUGAACAGAAAUAUCGUUCGCCGAAAAAGGCAAGACAGUAAUGGGACAAGUGGGAGCAAGUGGUGGGAUUCGUUGAAGGCGUUUGUCGUGAUCACAAUCGAAAAGAUUCAGGAAAUUUUUUCCAAAUUGUUUGCCACAAGAAAGCGACGAGCUCUGGAUCAAUUUGCCUAUGGUAUCCAGCUGGAGCAACAGAUGGAGCAAGUUGUGAUCCCAAGGCUGCAGAUGCUUAAAUUGACCGCACCGGAGGGAAAAUCGGCCGAGAUGAUUGUUCAACAGCUGAGAAAAGCGCUCGGUGACUUCCGGAUGAACUUCCGGGCAGUUUUGAGCAAGUUUCAGGAAAAAAGGUGUAAAAUUUUCUGAAGAUGCUGAAUUUUUUCUGAGACAUUCUACUGGAAAUCGUGUUCUCUAACAUUUAGCAUUAAGAGAAGAAAAAAUUGAAAUCUUCAAUAUUGUGGGAACAUUAAAAGAUAAUUUUAUUUAAAGCUUGAA
This is a messenger RNA of Uranotaenia lowii, 800 nucleotides long. RefSeq lists its product as uncharacterized. The record is from RefSeq and is a predicted model, not a curated record. Lineage: Eukaryota; Metazoa; Arthropoda; Insecta; Diptera; Culicidae. Bases 36 to 671 code for a protein of 211 amino acids. The transcript is spliced from 2 exons.